Biomphalaria glabrata is the source of this 393-nucleotide messenger RNA. RefSeq lists its product as uncharacterized. NCBI's taxonomy places the organism in Eukaryota, Metazoa, Mollusca, Gastropoda, Planorbidae. The record is from RefSeq and is a predicted model, not a curated record. Bases 1 to 393 code for a protein of 130 amino acids. The transcript is spliced from 6 exons.
AUGUCCAGCUCUUCAGAGCUAUUGUACAACUCCCGAGGUGCUGGUCAAUCGGUUAUGUCGCAAAACUUGCCAGACCUGUUACAAUAUUACAUAUUCACAUCUGCUUCUGAUCCAGACCGAGGAGUCACACCUGGUCCUGAAGAUUGCUUUGACCUCGACCCGAAGUGUGACACCAUAGCACUGGGCAACGCUUGUGUGCAUAAUGACCUGGUCAGUCGCGUGUGUCCAGUCACGUGUAAAAUCUGUAAUGAAACAAUCUCAAGGCCCAGAAACACUUCAGAAUGUGUAGAUUAUGAUCCAGACUGCAGUACAUUACACUAUGCUUGCGGAGCUGUGGAUUUAGUGGAUAUGCUUUGUCCGCAGACAUGUGCAGUAUGUAAAAGUAUACAUUAA